Messenger RNA from Rosa rugosa (rugosa rose), 5411 nucleotides. Its product is annotated as NADH-ubiquinone oxidoreductase chain 1. Lineage: Eukaryota; Viridiplantae; Streptophyta; Magnoliopsida; Rosales; Rosaceae. Gene Ontology annotation, cellular component: membrane. The record is from RefSeq and is a predicted model, not a curated record.
CCAACUUCAUUUAAAAAAGCAUUUCUAUAUUUUCUUCUAUCUUGCAUCACAGCUUCCCCUGGUUACCUUCUGAUUGUUGAGAUCACAUACAGUGAGGGUGUCUUUUCCUGUGUUUUGUUGUAGCUUGAGUUCAAACUUUAUUGUCAACUAUUCAACCAUUUUAGGUGUAGGUGUGUGAUUCCUUAAGAAAUUCAUUUGCAUUAUUCCUGGUUCCAUGAGAUGGAAUUGUUUGUGUUGUUUCAUGUGAUUGGCAGACAUGUAACUCCAGUAUUUCUGUGAAAUUUUUAUAAACUCUUAUAUUGUCAUUCAGUUUGUUCUGUAUUUUGGAUAGUUUCUUAUUCAUCUGCUCUGCCUGUGUGGUAGUAUUUGGAUAAUUUCUUAUUCAGUUUGUUUCAUAUGCGAAUCUUUUUCUAUUCAUAUUAGGAUUCCUUUACCUAUAUUGUUUGUCCCUCUUAUGGAGCAAGACAAUUUCACUUGUUUCCAUUGGGACAUUAAGUGCGUAUUAAAUAGUUUUAGCUUCAAAGAUUAAUACUCGAGGGAGAAAAGUCUCAGAAUUUCUUAUCUGCUUCGUGGUUGCAUCAUGAAUUUCAAUUAAGUAGAUGGGAUGGGUUUUGGAUUAUUAGUAUGAGUCUAGUAAUUUGCAACUACAUUUACAGGAUAUCAUAGUCAAGACUUAGAUUGUGAUAGUUAAACAAGUUAACUGCAGUGAGGAAAAAGAGCAUCAACUUUACGGGAAUAGAGGCUUUUUAAAUCUACUACUAGAAUAGUUUGUCAGCAGCAGUGCUCAUGGCUAAAUCUGCUACUAGCAGUCUUUAUCUGGACAUUUUGUUUACCACUAGUUUUGGCUUCUGCUAUAUGUCACUGAGUAUACACAGAAUUUCCAUUUCUGUUCAUGUUCCAGAAGAAAGGAACAAUCUCCUACUUUCCUAAAUAUAGAACUAUUCUGUUUUUGUAUUGAGUACUCAUCAAAAAGUUUGGAUGUGAUGUUUUGUUUGUUUUUCUUUUACAUAUGGAUAACUUAUCUAUAUGGACGAGGCAUAAUUCAGGUUGUGUAGGAUUAGGUGGUCUGAAGUGGCCAGCUUAGCUUUGACUUGUUUGUAUGCUUCUUCUUCACCACUAGCAAUUCCGAAAAAUAUGGACAAAAAAUGGUAAAAAAAUUCCCCUUUGUGUUCCAUGUGGCAAUAAAAAUGAUGAUAGAUGUGGGUAUAUAUGUGGAUAUUCAUGUAAAUAUCUCAAAUACUGAUAUUAGCAUCACACGAGGUGGCAAUGAAUGUAAUUCAAAUGGGAAUCACAUAAGUAAACUUAUAAAUCAGUAAUAUUAGGAAUGUCUGGAACCUGGAAUAAAAUUCUGGGGGUUAAUGAAGUAAUACCUAAUUUUGGAGUGGUUGUAAACAUACUUCUUAUGUAGGAGUGUCUGUUCCCGAGUGUAGCUUCAGUGUUUCAUCCCUAAGAGCUCUUUUCUCUGUUCUGGAUGGCAGGAUUUUGUUAGAUUUCACUAUAAUGGGGUUAUUUGUUUGCAUCAGCGGGAGCAGGUCUUAAAAUAGUUAGUGGUGGGGCAUUCUUAGUGAAGACGAAUAAAAUACAUAGAUAUAUCCGUUGACGUCCUGAAUGAUUAAUGUAGAUUCUUCAUUCUAACAAGAGCAUUUUAAAGUUAUAUACUUUCUGGUCCCCAAAAUAUGAGUCCCUAUUUGUACUUCAAACCCACUGAAAUUGCAGUCACCAUAUAUUUGGUGCAUCUUGCAGUAAUGAUUUUGUCAUUUGUAAUCAUGUCUCAUUGUGUUGUAGUCAUUUGGGUAAUAAAACUUAAUGAGAAAUCAUUUUUGCUACAUUGAAAUACUAAAUGGGAUGCCUUUGUUGGCAAGAGCUAAGUACUUAAUCAUGGACUUGAUCAAACCUGACCAUCCGUAAAACUUAAUAAAGACCAACACAUUGGUUGUUACAACUUAUGGAUGACCAAUACAAUGGGCAUCUCAUUAAACAAAGCAGCAUGUACUUUUGUGGUUAUGAUUUCAAUUUCAAAACGUAUAUAAAAAAGAGUACGAUUUUGAAUAUCCCUUGAAUGAUGGAAUUGGUGUCCAAAUUCAUUGUGCAAUAUUUGGUAGUAUGACAAGGCAUUUAUUUCCUUAAACGUUAUGUGUAUAUUACCUUUUAAAUAUUUCAUUUAAUAUUAAUGUCCAAGUCAAUAACGUGUCAGUCCUAGUUUUUAGAGAGUUGCUGUGUCAUGUCGUUCUAAAUGUCCGUGUCCGUUUCGGUGCUUUUUAGAUUGUGGUGAAUUUUAAAUAGUUGUUCCUUGGAAGUAACUAUAGGAGUAACUUUCUUGAGUUUUCAAUAAAUGAUGUUUCUUUUUCAAAUUUAACUUUAAAGAUGUCUUUGUUGGCAAAGUUAAGUACUUGAAAUCUUUUCUAGUCAAAGGAAAAUAAGCUAUUUUAGUUGUCUGGCGUUUCUAGUAAUUGUUGAAGGGAGUCUAACUCGGGGAAAGGUAACAGUUCAUGUUGGAUCUGAUAUGUGAGUGUGUAAUGAAAAGAACGCAUACUGUUAUAUGGAUUUGUGGUUUACUAUAACAAAACGGCAAUAUUUCAGUUACUGCAGUUUUCAGAGAAAACUUAAAAAAUUUUGUUUGCUUGUUUGUUUGUUUUUGUUUUUUUAUGCUGGGGAAAUUGAGUUAAUUUAACCUUCCUAUAGGUACAGUUGGUAGAUGGAAGCAGACUCAAUGUCACUUCUAUUGGUCAAAAUCUCUAUAUCGAAUUGAUGAAUUAUCAGUCAAUAUCGGAACAUAAUAGUAAAUUAAAUUUCUGACAUAAAAGCUUUCUACAUAUAUUAUAUAGAUGCUAUAAUUACGUAGUUCUACCACUUCUAGGAGUAUCCUUUUGAGUGCUAGCUGAAUGUAAAGUAAUGGCUUUUGUGCAAUGUUGAAAGGAUCCUGAUGUAGUGGGAGUGUUCGGAUUGUGAUAACCUCUAGGUUUAUCCAGUAGUGCUAAUUUCUCCCUUUUUAGAAUGGCUCCAGUGACUGCAUAUAGGUUAAAUCUGGUUGCUUGGGCUGUUGUACCUUUUGGUUAUGGAUACUGAAAGGAACUUUAUCUAAGUCUAGUUAUAGUAGGGCUACUUUAUUUGUUUGCCAUAUCUUGGCUAGGUGUUUAUGGAAUAAUCAUAGCAGGUUAGUUUAGUAAUUAGGGGGCAGUCGUUUUGCCCAUUGGACUAGUAUUUUCGUUUCAAGGUAAAGAUGGCAAGUAUUUUGCAAUCUUAUUGCUCGUAAAUAAGCUUCCUAGAACAGAAGUUGAUGGUAUUCAGCAUAGCUGGUGUGUUUAUGAGGCAUUUGAGGUAAUUUAAUUACUUUGUACAAAAUCAUGCUAGGCAUUUUAUUUAGGUAAGUGUCUGUUUGCCGUUUUGGGGAUUGGGAAUGGGUAUGGCUUUCCUUUCCUAUGUUUGGUACACAUCUUGGUAGUGAUUUAGCUUUUAGGUGGGAAUGGUGUACCCAGGAUACGGGAAUAGGGUACCCAUGAACUUCCUUGGGUUUGCAAAACCCAUUCCAUGAAGGUGGCUAUAAUAAAUAAACAUCACUCACAGUUCGUAUCGUCAAGAACUAAAAACGUCAUCGAUAUCCUCAAAAACCCUAGGCAUUUCCUAGCAUUUCCAAAUACUGGAGUGGGAUUCAUUGUUUCUCUUUUCCUUGGAAUGGGAAUUGGAUUCCUCAUUACCCAGUCCAGAAUAAGUAAUUGCCAAACUUAUGAAGUAGGGUACUAGUAACUCUGGAAAGAUUUUGCCGAACUCUUUUGUCAGGAUUAAAGUUCUUUCAUCAUUACUAUACGCUAUCUACUUUCCUUAUUGAUGCAUUCUUUUGCCUUCUUAAUUCAAAAUCAAUUUUGAUGUUUGCUGUAGACAUUUUCUAACUCUAGUACUUUUCUAUACUAGGAAUGCAAUCGCGAAAUUCAAGGCGCAAUCAAUAAGUACCAUACAUAUACACAUGUAUUACUUGUUGAAUAUGCUUUGACAGUACUUGGGAAGUAAUAGCAUUUGGAUAUGAUACAGAUUAGGCUCUGUUGUAGAAUUUAUCCAUUUCAAAUGAUAUUUACCAUAUUAGUUACCUAGUAUUGUUAUAUAGUUAUUUUUUUUAUUUUUUAUUUUUAACCCCACCCAUCAUCCACAUAUGCUAGUGAGAAUCGAACCCAUGACCUGCCCGGUGUUGGUUUUACCCAAUAAUCUAGUGUGUGUGUAUAUAUAUAUAUACAUACUUAUUGAGAAUAGAUCUAGAUUUACUGAAAGGAAUAACUAACUAUAAAUAUGUAACUAUAUUGGCACUCCUUAUCCGAACUCAUGUCAAUUUCCUUUUAAGAUCAUAUUGGUUAUUUCUCGCAUAUCAUUCAUUGUGUAAGUAUUUUCAGACCAAUAAGCAGUAUCAAAUUCAUUAUUAGUAUCACCAUAAACCCAUCCUAGUAUCGAAACGAUUCUUACCACUUGCCUUAGUAACGUUAGCUGCCUAUCCUAGUUUCACAAUCUAUGAACUUUCUAAAGAAACAUUCCUGCAACAUAGUGCACACUCAAAAAAAUCAUACUGGUUAGAGUGCUAUUUUCUCUACUUCUCAUGCUGGGAAGGACUUAUUCCCUUCACUCCACCAGCCUUCAUAUUUCUUGGCAUUGCUAGUUGAUCCUGAUCUUUACUCCUACCGAGCUAGAGGUGGGGGUCCUCUCUAAACAUGCCAUUGAACAAACAACAUUUUCAUUGGUAUCCUUUUAUUUGAAUAUAUAUUCCUUCUCUGAUUGAAUUUAUUAGCAACUUCUUUGUACAAAGUGUAACAAUAUGCUCUGUAUCCUUUUAUUAGUCUUGCUUAUGAUCUUGAGCCUGUGUUAGGAAUCACAGAGGAAUUAUCUUUCUCUGUGACCAAGUCACUUCUAUUAGUAGGAACUCUGUCAAGUUUAUUGCUUUGCUAGAACUAAGCAGCAUUACUUUCAAUAUUAAAUAUGUGUUUGUUAAAGUGUAUUACCACACAACCCAUGAUUGCACACACGUCGUCUGCACGCGCGCGCACACACACACUCUUAUUCAAGAUGUAUAUUUCUUUUAGAAAAAUAACCAAAGCAGGGGGGCCUUGUAAAUCUUGGUAUUUGAAGAGAGUGUUUCCGAAAGGAAGUAAUAAUCUUGUUGGAAAAGUUUAGCAUAUUGCUUCUGGGAGAGCAAGUUUUCUUAGUUAUUUAUAUGAGCAAUUAUUAUAUAAUUAUAGGUGAGGGGCCAAAACCUUGCUAAUGGCAAGACACUUCUCUCUAGCCAUGAAACGGUGCGCACCAAAAUAGUGCGUAUGUGUGUGUGGUGUUGUGACUCUGAAUUGACUUACCAUGGAUGGAGGUAUUUGGUGAUUGUUGCAUAUUGCAUUUGAAAUUAGAUAUUCUAUUGUCAUUAUGCUCACUAGAUUUGUUAU